UCAACAGUUUGGUCAUUGGCUAAUUUUGAUCUAUAAACGUUAUGGAGAAAGAUCAUGAUUGGUAAUAUAAUAGUUAUUUACAACAUGAUCAGGAAUCUUGAUUCCACCCUCUUGAUCUUAUUUCUUCUAUUUCAUAGGCUGCAGCAUCUUUCAUCACAAGAUGUAGGAACCAACAGUUCCCAACCCAUUUGUCCCACCUCUUUUUCCUGUUCAAACCUUGGCCCCGUGAGCUUUCCGUUCUACGCUUCUGGUAAUUCAGCAUGUGGAUUGUGCGAGGUUGAUUGCAACCAACUAGUUCCGAAGAUUCGACUGACACAAGACUACCCAUCCUAUGAUCUUGUCCGGGUCAUGCCAGGCAGUACUAGUAGUCCUUUUGUUUUUGUUCGAGACAACUAUUUUUCAAACCAAAUAACUAACAAAAGUUGUGAUUCGUUGACGUACAGAUUCCCUCCCAAUUCAUCAUCUCUCUCUUAUAACAUCUCUCCCACCCUUUCCGUAUUGAGAUGUGUAAAGACUCUAGGACUCGUUGACAGCUAUUUCCGUGCCGUUGGUGAAUAUUAUGUUUUCGAUAAGUGUGAUGAUUAUAACUAUUAUUACACAUAUUCAAAUGGAUAUAUAUCAUCCAACACCAAUCUACCGCUUUCCUGCUCAGUGGUUGUUUUGCCGGGAAAUUCUCCGUAUACACUUCCAAAAGAAACAGAUUUCAAUGACCUCUUCCAACUGUUGACCUCUGAGCUUAAUCUUGUAGUGCAAGUAUCUGACAGGUGUCAGGAAUGCCACAGGAGAGGAGGGCAGUGUUCGAACAAGAACCAAGAGUUUUGGUGUAAAUACAGCACCCGCAACACCAAGAAAGAAAAUCCAAGAAACACCGUGAUAAAAUCUGCAUUAGCAAGCUUAGCGAUCGGGACUGCAAUUAUAUUGAUCUUGCUAGUGUUAUGCUACAGAUUCAAGAUCUUCUCUAAGCGUGAUGCGGAAAACUAUUCCAACUUGGAAGCUAUCAUCAAGACACAUGAAUCUCUAGCUCCAAAACGCUACUCUUAUUCACAUGUGAAGAAGAUGACCGACUCCUUCAAAGUAAAAGUAGGUGAAGGAGGCUAUGGUUCUGUAUACCGAGGGAAGUUACAAAAUGGCAACGACGUUGCAGUCAAAGUUUUAAACGAAUUGAAAGGUAACGGGGAAGAUCUAGUCAAUGAGCUAGCAAGCAUUAGCAAGACUUGUCAUGUUAACAUCGUAAGUCUAGUAGGCUUCUGUUUUGAGCGCCGUCACAAAGCUCUGAUCUAUGAGUAUAUGCCUAACGGGUCACUCGAGAAAUAUAUCUAUAAUCCAAGUACAACAACAGGUAGUCAACUAGAAUGGAAGAAGUUGUACGAUAUUGCAGUCGGCAUUGGUAGAGGACUAGAGUACUUGCAUCGCGGUUGUAAUACUAGAAUUCUGCAUUUUGACAUAAAGCCGCACAAUAUUCUUUUAGAUAAAGAUUUGUGUCCUAAAAUAUCUGAUUUUGGGCUCGCGAAGCUAUGUCCAGAGACAAGAAGUGUUGUAUCUAUGUCGGGUAUGCGAGGAACACCUGGUUAUAUCGCACCGGAAGUAUUUUCCAGGAACUUUGGAGUGGUGUCCCACAAAUCAGAUGUGUACAGCUACGGGAUGAUGGUGUUAGAAAUGGUGAGGGGGCGAAGGAAUGUGGUGGUUGAAGAUGACGACACUAGUAACAUGUACUUUUUUGAUUCCGUAUAUAAGCAAGUUGUAUCCAACAAAAAUCUUGUACUGAGUGGCGUGUUAGACGUGCAGGAUAAAGAAGUAGCGAAGAAGAUGAUCUUGGUAGGCUUAUGGUGCACACAAAGUGAUCCUUCAAGUAGACCAUCAAUAAGUAAGGUGUUGGAUAUGUUAGAAGGGGAUUUAAAGUCCAUACAAAUUCCCCCAAAACCUUUUAUGUAUUCCACUUCAAGAUCACCAGAUUCCCGACAUUAAACUGUAUACGGUUUUAUGGUUUCAAUCUUGUAUGUACAAAAAUUUAACCAGGUUUUUUUUUGUUUAUAAAUGUAAAGUUCCUGGAUGUUUUGUAUAGACAUAUUUCUCAAUAAUUUUUGUUGACAACUUAUUUGUUGCUUCAAAGAAAAAA
Molecule: messenger RNA, 2116 nt
Organism: Helianthus annuus (common sunflower)
Lineage: Eukaryota; Viridiplantae; Streptophyta; Magnoliopsida; Asterales; Asteraceae
Product: PR5-like receptor kinase
Exons: 3
Coding region: 55-1965 (636 amino acids)
Biological process (GO): protein phosphorylation
Molecular function (GO): ATP binding; protein kinase activity
Source: RefSeq, a predicted model, not a curated record